Sorex araneus (European shrew) is the source of this 2488-nucleotide messenger RNA. RefSeq names its product elongator acetyltransferase complex subunit 3 (gene ELP3). The record is from RefSeq and is a predicted model, not a curated record. Gene Ontology annotation, biological process: tRNA wobble base 5-methoxycarbonylmethyl-2-thiouridinylation. The transcript has 15 exons. Gene Ontology annotation, cellular component: elongator holoenzyme complex; cytoplasm; nucleus. Gene Ontology annotation, molecular function: iron-sulfur cluster binding; acyltransferase activity, transferring groups other than amino-acyl groups. Bases 92 to 1735 code for a protein of 547 amino acids. NCBI's taxonomy places the organism in Eukaryota, Metazoa, Chordata, Mammalia, Eulipotyphla, Soricidae.
UUCACGACAAGCGGGGCGCUUGGCGGCUGUGGAGUUUCCCCGUGCUCUGAGCUGCUGCUGCUGCCGGGGCUGCUGCUGCCAACGAGCCAAGAUGAAGCAGAAGCGGAAAGGAGAUCUCAGCCCCGCGGAGUUGAUGAUGCUGACCAUCGGCGACAUCAUCCAGCAGCUGGUGGAGGCCCACGAGCAGGGGAAGGACAUUGAUCUCAACAAGGUGAAGACCAGGACGGCCGCCAAGUACGGCCUCUCUGCCCAGCCCCGCCUGGUGGACAUCAUCGCCGCUGUCCCGCCUCAGUACCGGAAGGUCCUGGUCCCCAAGCUCAAGGCAAAGCCUGUCCGAACUGCCAGCGGGAUCGCCGUCGUGGCUGUGAUGUGCAAGCCGCACCGGUGUCCCCACAUCAGCCUCACGGGGAACAUCUGCGUAUACUGCCCCGGCGGCCCGGACUCCGAUUUCGAGUAUUCGACCCAGUCUUACACCGGCUAUGAGCCCACCUCCAUGCGCGCUAUCCGUGCCCGGUACGACCCUUUCCUACAGACGAGACACCGGCUGGAGCAGUUGAAACAGCUCGGUCACAGUGUGGAUAAAGUGGAGUUCAUCGUGAUGGGCGGAACGUUUAUGGCCCUUCCGGAAGAAUACAGAGAUUAUUUUAUUCGGAAUUUACAUGAUGCCUUGUCAGGACACACUUCCAACAAUAUUCACGAAGCAGUCAAGUACUCGGAGCGGAGCCUGACCAAGUGCAUCGGCAUCACCAUCGAGACCCGGCCCGACUACUGCAUGAAGCGGCACCUCGGCGACAUGCUCACCUACGGCUGCACGCGGCUGGAGAUCGGGGUGCAGAGCGUCUACGAGGACGUGGCCAGGGACACCAACAGGGGCCACACCGUGAAGGCCGUGUGCGAGUCCUUCCACCUGGCCAAGGACUCAGGCUUCAAGGUGGUGGCGCACAUGAUGCCCGACCUGCCCAACGUGGGGCUGGAGCGGGACAUGGAGCAGUUCACGGAGUUCUUUGAGAACCCCGCCUUCCGCCCCGACGGCCUGAAGCUCUACCCCACGCUGGUGAUCCGCGGCACUGGGCUCUACGAGCUGUGGAGGUCGGGGCGGUACAAGAGCUACUCCCCCAGCGACCUGGUGGAGCUCGUCGCCCGCAUCCUCGCCCUCGUGCCCCCGUGGACACGCGUGUACCGCGUGCAGAGGGAUAUCCCGAUGCCCCUGGUCACCUCGGGCGUGGAGCACGGGAACCUGAGGGAGCUGGCUUUCGCGCGGAUGAAGGACCUCGGCAUUCAGUGUCGAGACGUGAGAACCCGAGAGGUGGGGAUCCAAGAAAUCCACCACAAGGUCCGCCCGUACCAGGUGGAGCUGGUGCGGCGGGACUACGUGGCGAGCGGCGGCUGGGAGACCUUCCUGUCCUACGAGGACCCCGAGCAGGACAUCCUCAUCGGGCUGCUGCGGCUGCGGCGCUGCUCUGAGGAGACCUUCCGCUACGAGCUGAUGGGCGGUGUGUCCAUCGUCCGCGAGCUGCACGUGUACGGCAGCGUGGUGCCCGUCAGCAGCCGCGACCCCACCAAGUUCCAGCACCAGGGCUUUGGCAUGCUGCUGAUGGAGGAGGCCGAGCGCAUCGCCCGGGAGGAGCACGGCUCGGGGAAGAUGGCCGUGAUCUCAGGGGUCGGCACCAGGAACUACUACAGGAAAUUGGGCUACCGGCUGCAGGGCCCCUACAUGGUGAAGACCCUCAAGUGAUGGCCCCGGGGCCACCCACGCCGGGUCCUGAGCGAGCCCCACGCCUCCCAGCACCCCAACCCGGAGCUGCUCCUCGUCCUAGAAACCACUCGGCGGGCCUGGCGGGUGUCUGGGGGCCUCCUGGACAAGGGGUCAGCUGGGGCGGACGCUGCAGUUGACAGAACUAGCCUUGGCACAGUUUCCGCUGAGAAGGCCUGGAGCAGGGCGGGUGGGGGCGAGCUGGCCCGAGCCCUCCGCGCGGCCCCCCGCCCCACCAGCUCUCCAGCCCCGGGGGGCGGGGGGAACCAGCGUUGCAGACCCCAACCGUUUCAUUCCACAGCGAGGUUGGGAGUCACGGCGUCUCGAAGAGGCAUCGAGGGGUCGGGGCCUCGCAUCCGCCCCGGCCACCGCCCGGAAGUUUCCGCACUGGGUUCUGUGCUUCGGCCACUGUAGAAUGUGGGGGUGGGGUGCACCCCAAGUCAGGACUCGCUGCUGCAGACGCUGCCCCGGCCUCUGGCCUCUCUAAGGCGGUUUUCAGUUGGUCUCAGCAGAGGGAGAAAUUCAGCUCGUGUGAGAGAGCAGAGGACGGGAGAGCUCAGGAGGUGGGAUGGGGGUGGGGGACGUCGUUUCCCAGGUGCCUCGCGGUGACCUGGACCCCCACUCCUGGCCUUCCCAGAGCUGGGUGAGAGGGAACUGAUCCCAGCUUCAUUAAAUGGCAUUGAUGGCGCAGAGGUUUGAACAAUAAAGCCUCCACCUCACCCAGGGUUUCUCUCC